GUUUAGUGCGAGUCGAAAACUCGGUUGGGCUGUUGCUCUUCGCCGCAAGCGAGUCCGUCCUUUCCACCCGCUCUAAUACCAAUACAUACAAACAUCAAUAGCGGUACACGACUUGAUUCUCAUAUUAGUUACGCGAGCGGGCGUUCGAAACAAUGGCCCGGCGACUCUUGCUUGCGCUAGCGCUGGCCGCGGUGCUAGGCCUGGCGCACGCCCGGUCGGUCCCUGUCUCUACAAGUGACCCGGACGCUCGGAAAAAGAUUGUGGUGCUUGAUCCCGAUGCACGGAUUUACCUUUGGAAGGGCUUCCUAACGCCGGAGGAGUGCGACUACAUUCGCAUGAAGGCGGAGAAGCGCCUGGAACGUAGCGGCGUGGUGGACACCGGUAGCGGCGGCUCGGUGGUUUCGGACAUCCGCACCAGCGACGGGAUGUUCUUUGAGCGCGGCGAGGACGCUAUCAUCGAGGCCGUGGAGCAGCGGCUGGCUGACUGGACCAUGACGCCCAUCUGGGGUGGCGAGUCGCUGCAGGUGCUGCGAUACCGCAAGGACCAGAAGUACGACUCGCACGUGAGUCUGCCGUGCUACUACUUCUUCCACAAGGACGGCAGUUCCAACGGCGGCAACCGCUGGGCCACUGUGCUGCUGUACCUGACCGAAACCGAGGAGGGCGGCGAGACCGUGUUCCCCAAGAUCCCCGCCCCCAACGGCAUUAACGUGGGCUUCUCCGAGUGCGCCAAGUACAACCUGGCCGUCAAGCCGCACAAGGGCGACGCGCUGCUGUUCCAUAGCAUGAAGCCCACGGGCGAGCUGGAGGAGCGCUCCAUGCACGGCGCCUGCCCCGUCAUCCGCGGGGAGAAGUUCAGCAUGACCAAGUGGAUCCAUGCGGGCCACUACGUGAUGAAUGACGCCUACGACGACAAGGCGCGCGAGUACAAGGCGCGGCUGGGCUCCGCCACCGACCGCACCGGCACCGGCAGCCACGAGCUGUAGAGCUGUAGAGCUGUAGAGCUGUCAAGCUGUAGAGCUGUAGAGCUUUAGCCAGCAGCGCCCCCGCUACGUCCUGCGUGUGCCUUUCUUCGCGUUCUCCGCAUUGCCUUGAGUGAAGGAGUUCAUGGAAUGGAAGGUGGUUAGGUUUAGGAGUUUGUGAGAGAGCAAGCCAGCUGGACGGCUAGGGCAGCGGUGUGUGAUCAGGGGUGAUCAGACGCUGAAUGGAAGCGGGGGCAGGAGAGGCCUAGUUGACGGACACAGCGGCAUCUACCAAAUAGUAAGCUAGCGCUGCGCCGAUGUCUUGGCUUUGUUGGCUGCAAAGCCGCGCGGUAGAGAGCAGCUGUAUGAUCGGGAGCUAAGUGUGGAGGUGGUGAUGCGCCUGACAUGGAAGCUAGAUGGUGCUGGAAGUGAUCAGUACUCCAUAAUGGCGUGCAGCUGCCUUGACUUUGGCACUUGGGUGCAACAGUGAUCACGGUACUGGGCAAUGAGGAUGUCCACGGGCCGCGGUAACGCAAAGCCACG
Messenger RNA from Chlamydomonas reinhardtii, 1505 nucleotides. RefSeq lists its product as uncharacterized. Gene Ontology annotation, cellular component: endoplasmic reticulum. Gene Ontology annotation, biological process: peptidyl-proline hydroxylation to 4-hydroxy-L-proline. The record is from RefSeq and is a predicted model, not a curated record. Gene Ontology annotation, molecular function: procollagen-proline 4-dioxygenase activity; iron ion binding; L-ascorbic acid binding. The coding region runs from base 153 to 986 and encodes 277 amino acids. NCBI's taxonomy places the organism in Eukaryota, Viridiplantae, Chlorophyta, Chlorophyceae, Chlamydomonadales, Chlamydomonadaceae. The transcript has 10 exons.